GAGGUUCUACUUUUCUUAAAACCCGUCACGGCGACCCCUCCCCCUGUCCGGCAUGGAAGAUUCGGAGAAAACGAUGGCGUUGAAGAAGGCGUACGCGGAGAUAAUACUGAACACGGCGAAGGAGGCGGCGGUGAGAGUUAUGGUAUCGGAAAAGAAAGCGGCCCGGUUUCAUCAGGAUCUGAGUGCUACCAAGGACGAGGCGGUUCGAUUGCUAGUCCGCUGGAAGCAGAUGAUGGAUGCUAAGACAAUUGAAGCAGAGAAAACAUCCCUCAAUCAGCAGAAAAAGAUUGAUGAGCUUGAAGCCCAGCUCCAUGAGGCAGAGGAUAUCAUAACAGAUCUGAGAACAGAGUUGAGAUAUGUGCAGGAUAAAUUGGAAAAAGUGAAGAAAAAUGAAAAUGAAAUGCGGCCUUUGAACGUACAAAUCACAGCUGAGGAUGAAUCUCCUCGGAUAGAUUCAAUGCCUGUACCCGUUACUCAUUCUCCUUUAAAUUUGGGAUUUGUAACCACAACAAAUUCUGAUUUGAGGAAUGACACAUUGGAUCAGAAAUAUUUGGAUGAUAAAUGCUGCAAUGCAUUAAAACAAGAUGAACAAUCAUAUAUUUCCCCUCUGGAGAGCCAUUUUGCACACAAUUCUGACAUAACCACAAUGCUUAUGAGAGGCAAGGAGCCUGAGCUGUAUAAAAAUGGAUGUACACAGAGAAUCCGUGCCCUUGAAAGAAAGUUUCUUGAUGAAAGAUUGCUUCCCCCUGGAGGUGUAGAGGAUCCCCAUUCAGUCUUAGAGAAUGAAUUGAUCAUGGAAACCAGUGCUGAGUAUGAUGAAAAAUGUCUGAUAUCCUCUCCUAAGUCCAAGAGCAUGAGGACAGCAAACUUUUCUAGGGAAGAGGUAAAGAAACCUGUCAAAAGCUGCAUUGCAAGAAGAAGAAAGACUCGAUUUGGUAGAGCCAAAUCUAGAUCACGCAGGUCUCGUGCUGGUCAGCUCAUCAAACCUUCUCCAUCUUCUGUUCUAUCCCAUUCCAGAAGGUAUCCUAGCAACAGAAGUGUUAAAUCUGAUGAAUGUUUACAGACUGUAUCAUCUAUUAAGGAUGACCAUAUGGAUUUAUCAGGAUCAGAAGAGGAGUUGGAGCAUAAAAGCAACUGCUGUAAAGAUGAAAGUGAAUUGAUUCAGAAUGGGAACGGAUGCUUGAAACUGGAAAGUAGGGACACAAUUGCUACCUCAUUCAAGUCUCAUCUAUGUCGGUUUGAUGAAACAUGUUGCAAAACUACUACAAAUUCAGUAUCCUUUAAUGUUAAUUCUGGUGACAAUCAAUUGAGGAUAGCCAAUAAUGAGGCCAAGAUAAAGCCCUUGCCUAAUUUGGAUCCUGGCUUGACACUAUUUAAAAGUGAUAUGGAUCCUAUAUCAGGGUCCAAAAAUAUCACUAUGAGUAGUGUCAAGGCACUAAAUAAGUGUGGACUUGUCCAGAAUAUAGCAGAUAAGGACAUGAAACUCAGAGAUGAGCCCAUGUUGCAUAUGCAAGAAGGUGAUACUAGGGUGAUUUCAAAGCUUCCAUCUUCUGAAUUGAGUUCAGAUCUGAUUGGUGUACCAUUGACAUAUUCUAAUUUGAAAGACACCAAGGCAUCAGAAGAAACUGAUGCAUCUCCUAUUAAGGUGGCCAAUGAUAGGCUUCUUAAAUACACCUUCCAGAGGAAGCGCAAGAAGGAAUCUUUUAGUGACUCUGAUGAAAAGACUUCUGCUGAAAACAUCAGUUUGAAGAAGAGAGCAGGUGAGAGACAAAAAAAUGCACAAGAGACAGAGAAGCCCAGCUUAAUGAAUGAAAUGACUAGGGAUAGUCGACGAAUGGCUCAGGUUGCUCGUCAGCUUAUUUCUCUGUCUGGGAAAAGAUGGUCAUGAAGGAGGUGAAUCUUGCCUUGUUCUGACGAGAAUCCAGAUGGGCCGGCUGAUGUAAACAACUUGAGGAAUGCUCAUUUAUUGAAACCAACUAAACGGGUAGCUUUUAAGGAUAAGAAUCCAGCUAGUAAAUUGAGAUGACUAAUGAGUGGAUUUGUGGUUAUUCUUACAUCAUCAAAAUUUAUUUCUCCAUAUAUAUUGCUUUUUUCUGAAUAUGGUCCCCUUGUCAUCUUCUUGGUUGUCUUCUGCAUGGGAUAAUAUUCUAUCUAAUAGUUUGCCUCAUUUACUAAAAUCUUCAGAGUUAUUAAUAUGCUGUUCUGAAUCAUUUGAAUUCUAGUGAUUGACCUCAAGGGGCUUAGGCAUCAAAUUUUCUUUUACAGUGUUAUGUUAAAGUUCAUAGCUGGCAAGUACAUAAAUUAAAUUGCCUACUGAAAUGAUGAAGAACACCCUAAUUCUACUGGAAUCUGUGUUGAAAUCCGAAAUCUAAAAGCAGAUUGCAGGAAAAUAAAAGUAUGAAAAUUUGCAGAUGUUUGAGUAGGGCUAGCCCUGUGUUCCUCCUUCCAAAAUUUCCUUUUUGUUCUUCUUGUGCCGGCAGUAACUUCCAUUUUCUGCAGUUACUCAAUCAUGGGUGGUUUCUUGAAGUAAUGGGACACCUCACCUUUUGACUUAGUCUAAUCCCCUUACAGAUUUCGCCACAUGUACUCUUAUCAGAUAAAACCCCUUUUUUAACUGCAAUCUUCUCUUAUUUUCCAACUCCCAUUAUCCCUUUCUGUAUCAAGAAGAUAAUUACUCCAUAAAAAAACUAUCUUUACCUCUCUUAUUUUGCCAACACAAGUGCUGUUUACAGUUUACACCCCAUGAUUAGCAUAAUUGGUGGUGCUGUAGAGCAAGAAGCAUCAUGCUUAUCAGCUCUCCAAUCCUCAUGGACAUGCCAUCAUGCCAUCAAUUAUUUCUCCUCUAUCUUUAUUCUCUUAAGGCAGCCCAACUUUCAUGCCAAACAUAGUGCUAAAGAAAUUGUUGUAAAAACUAAGCUAAAUGAGUACUAAACACAAAUUAAACAUCUAAUAAAUGAAUUAAUGAGAC
Rubroshorea leprosula is the source of this 2968-nucleotide messenger RNA. Lineage: Eukaryota; Viridiplantae; Streptophyta; Magnoliopsida; Malvales; Dipterocarpaceae. The record is from the annotation of a GenBank genome assembly.